CAAAGUUUACGCCCUUUUUCGCGAUCCACCCUAUAGCUCUGCAACUUCCACCUAUUCAUCAUUUCAGGGUGGCCAUUGUGGCGAAGACACCUGUUCGUUUUUGGUCAGGUACGGCUUGCAGAAUGACCCUCUACUUACCUGCCGUCAUCUUCUUUUUUUUAACGGUAUUUGUCCAGUCUGCGGAACCUUGCCUUCCUCAGUCCAUCCAGGCAUCAGUUCCCCGAGAUGUAAUGGUCGGAUAUGUAAUUUCAAGAGUUAACUUGGCCCAGUGUAGUGCCACAAGGCUGAUGCUAACCUCAGACGACCCGCAAUUCUCGAUCCAGAGAGAUGGUACCAUCGUCGCCCACCAGUUACUUAGAGUUCCAGUGGAAGGCAGGACGUUCUCCGUAUGGUUCAAGGAUCAAAAUGGUCUCCGGCGGAAAAUGGACAUAUGCCUGUCUCAGAGAGCUCAUCAGAUUGGAUUGAAGGAGCAGGGAAGUGGACCACACAGGCGUUUUAAGAGACGCUGGAGCCCCAUGCCCUUCCUCAUACCGGAAAACGAUAUCCCAUCUUUCCCAAAGCAAUUAGACUUGAUUGGAUCAGAUACCUCAGAGAAUUACACAUUGUAUUAUAUAAUCUCUGGGCCAGGUGUGACAGCGGAACCAAAAGGUGUGUUUUCUGUGGAUAGGAACUCUGGAAUGCUGAGUGUACACAAGCCUGUCGACAGGGAAAAAAAUCCUGUAUUCAAAAUCAAGGCCAGGGCCAUAAAUGUCUUGACCAAUAAGGACACUGAUGAGCCGCUCAUCAUCACUGUUAAUGUGCUAGAUAAAAACGACAACGCGCCUCAGUUCUCUGGGCUGCUGAAAUUUUCCGUACCGGAGAAAAGCCCUCCAGGAACAACAGUUGGGACAGUCAGUGCCACAGAUAUCGAUGAGCCAAACACGCUACACACUAAGAUCAGGUACACUCUUCUCUCUGGAAACAACCUGUUCGUCAUUAACCCUGACACUGGACUGAUCACCACAAAGACAGCCACCCUGGACAGAGAGGUGAAGGACAUACAUUUUGUUACAGUGGAGAUCAAAGACAUGAAUGGUGCUGCCGAUGGCCACUUCAAUACUGGGACGGCAACCAUUUCCCUCAAAGACAUCAAUGACAAUGCCCCCACAUUCAGCCAGAAAAUUUACAAUGCAAAAGUACAGGAAAAUGAAGACAGCGGUUUGAUUCUCCGAAUCCCAGUGACUGACAAAGAUUUACCGAAAACGCCCAACUGGAAUGCUGUGUUCAAGAUCAUACAAGGCAAUGAAAAUGGAAAUUUUAGGAUUGAAACUGACCCCGCAACUAAUGAAGGUCUUUUAUAUAUUGCCAAGCCAUUAGAUUAUGAGAAGAACAAAAACCCGAAGCUGGAGGUAGUGGCUGAGAAUGAGACUCCACUUGUCGGUACCACGGAAACCUGGAGCUCCGCCCUGGUGGACGUGUCCGUAGUGGAUGUAGAUGAGGGUCCAGAGUUCAUUCCACCAGAGCUGGUGAAAUGGGUGAAAGAGAACACGCCCAAUGGCACUAUCAUUGGCACCUACACGGCAACCGACCCUGAGACCAGUAGCAGCGCAGGCAUGAGGUACUUAAAGUUGACAGAUCCAGCCUCAUGGCUCAAAGUUGAUGAAAAGACAGGAGAUCUGACAAUUAUUAAUACAGUGGACAGGGAGUCAAAAUUUGUGCAGAAUGGCAUGUACAACGUGACUGUCAAAGCUACGGAUGCGAGCUCUAAAUCGGGUACUGGGACUGUCAUCAUCAAGGUGGAGGAUGAAAAUGACAAUGUUCCCCUGCCCCUGGCCAGGGAGCUGGAACUGUGCCAGAAGAAAGGGGAGCUGGGCUCUGUAAUGGUUGUGGCUGAUGACAAGGACCAGAUACCCUUUUCUGCGCCCUUCACCUUUCACCUUGCAGAUGGGCAUGAUGAGAAAUGGACAGUAGUAAAAGUUAAUGACACUGCGGCGUUGCUACAGCAGGCGAAGGAACUCCCCACCGGCAACUACGACGUUCCCCUGGAGAUCAAAGACCAGCAAAGCCUGGGGGACCAGCAGACUGUCACCGUCAGGGUGUGUCAGUGCCGCAGCGGGAGGUGCCCGGCCCCCCUGAAGUCCAUCUCGCUGGGCGUGUGGGGCAUCCUCGCCCUCCUCCUCGGCCUGGCCCUGCUGCUGCUGCUGGCUCUGUGUUGCGCGAUGAAGUGUGUGAAGUCAUCAGGGAAGUUCCACGUGGUGGACGGAGCCGACAGUGGCGGCAUGCUACUGAAAUCCAACACUGAGGCCCCUGGCGAUGCAGUGACAUCUGAUAUCAUGGUAGUGCCUGCAUCCGCCAUGGACCAAUCAAUGAAGGGGUCGCAGGGCAGUCAUAUUGGAAUUGCGAAUACCUCUGGUUUUGGCACCGCCACUGGUUUUGGCACUGGUACUGGCGCUGGGUAUGGCGUUGGCACUGGCACUGACGUGCUGUACGGCCCUCAAUACAACUAUAUCUACCAGGAAGGCGUGAUGGCCGACAAACGGGACACCUUGAGUAGAGGUGUCUACGGAGCUGGUGGCUCAUCAUCUCAUCUCGUCGAUGGCCAAGCCAUGAAGUUCAUGGAUCCAUCCGCUCUGACUACGUGGAACACCAACGCCAUGUUUCUAGCUCAGAAGCUGGAGUACUUCCGGACAGCGGAGGACGGACGCUACUCAGACGACCUGCUCCACUCGUACGGGUUCGAGGGGCAGGGCUCCCCUGCUGGCUCGGUGGGGUGCUGCAGUGAGCAGGGACACGAGGAAGGUCUGGAGUUCCUCAACACCCUGGGACCCAAAUUCAAAAACCUGGCAGAGGUCUGUAGCAAGAAAUGAAAGGCCUUGUUCACCGGCCUGUGAUGGAGAUCACUAGAGUGUGCUUUCAAAGGGGUAACUCCACCCAACUACGGUUUAGUACUGUAUGUUCAGCCUUUCCCCAAGGUUACUUGUUGUGACUUGUAUUUCAUGUUUUAAAGCCAAAAAUGUUUCACUGCUGUCUACAAAGUGAAGUGAUGAUGCCAUUAGCAUUUAACACAUCUGCCACUUAUCCUUGAAGUUAAUGGAGGUGAGGUCACGAAUACUGUAUGUUAGUGAUAAAUCUUUUGUUUUGUCACAAUCACAAAAUUUUUUGUUUCACCUGAGCUACAGCCUGCACUUAGUCAUCUGAAUACUUUCCACAAUGGUAUAAAAGAAAGGAGUUAUUCCCCAACAUCAUUGUUUGGGGAGGGGUUCUGCUCAUGACCUUUAUUUUGGGCUAAAGUAUUACUGUAAGUAUUACUAAUGUCACAGAUUACAAAUGAGGCCGGUUGUUUUUUUUCUUGAGGUAAGAACCAACAUAUUAUUUUUGGCUGAAGUUAACCUUAAAAGCCAAGUGGUAUUGGGUAGUGGCCUUGGCUUUAAAUUAAUUGUUCUCUUGGCAUUUUUACUGUGGUGCAGAUGGGGAAUGGUGGUGCACUACAAAGUAACAUUCAUGGCAGUUUUUGUUUUUUUUAUAUAUAUUUUUUUUAAAUGUACAUUUGUAAAAGAAAAUGUGCUGUGUGUAUUUCUGUGUGUUGUUUUAAAUGUUUUAAGGUGUAAGCAUACUAGUGGCUGUUUCUAACCUUUGCAAAGUGUGGAAAUCAGAGAAACCGAUCACAAAGUGUGAGAUAAUUAGCGAAGAACAGUGAACAAAGCAAGACUUUCCCAUGUCCCCCUGGGAAAUGAAGAACAUUAAUUUAUAUUAUGUGUAAUAUAAAUUAAUAUGUUAAUUAAUAUGUGGCAAAGAAGGAAUUCUUUCCAUGUUUUCAGUUCUUUUUUCAUUCUGAUCACGUGGCACCACAAGAAAACAAUUAUAAUUUUUUUAUGUAGGUUGCAAACAGGGUAUUAAGACAGUUACUUUUCUGUCAUAUCCUGCUUAUAUAUUUUUGUAGUACAAUGUGCAGAAAAAAGAACUAAAUAAAAAUAUAUACAGGGCCCUGUUUUAAAGGGAAUAAGAAUGUAAGAACCAGCCUAUUCGCAAAAGCUCUCAGGCUUUACAUUGAAUGUAAUGAUCAUUACGUUAUGUGCACUAAAACUGCCUGUUUUGUUAUACAUUUUAAUGGGUUUCUGAGAUUGUUGUGAAUACAGUGACAGCAUUUUGAAAUAGUUGGGGGUGCAGGAAUAGCAGGUUACUAAUUCAGUACUGACAUUAUAAAACACAAAAAGAUACCAGACACAAGGACUUUAACCUAUUCUUCUUUUCAACAUAUUAGCUAUUUAUAUUGUCAGGUCAAAAAUUGAUGUAUUAAAAUGAACUUGUUUUUCGGAUUUUACUUCUGACUGUAUAAAAUUGGGUCGUAUCAUGAAUGCUUGCUGAGAGAGAGAGAAGGGAACGUGUGUGAGAGUAAGAGCAACAAAGAAAGAGAGUAAUGGAAAAUCAAAAGAAGAUGACAGGAGAGGGAAUGUGAGAGAAAGUGAAUCAGGAUAAUAAAUGAUCCAAGAGAACAAAAGACAGAACAAAGGGCAAUAUCAUGCUCAACUCUUGUCAUCAUUCUAAGGUGUGCCAGGGUAACUGCUUGUCUUGUGAACAAGACUACACCCCAACUCAGCAGCGAGGUAUAUGAUUAACAGGGUGUGGUGGACUGUAAGCAAAAGGUUGCACAAUAUGCUGAGCUCAUGAAUUGGGGGGAAAAAAAGAAAAAGGAAAAAGCCAGAUAAUAGAAUACCUUUGACAAAGCUAUCAACUGUGCCACCUGCUGGCAUGGAAGCUAAAUGGCCCAUUCUCAAAGUCCACCUGACAAACUACUACUCCUGCUGGCUAAAUGACCCAUUCCUGAAGUCCACCUCACAAACUACUACUCCUGCAUGAGCCUUGUUCACUUCAAUAAAUACAUUUAUUUUACACUUUUAUUUCCCCCUCAUAACAGCUUAAUUAUGACACAAUGGAGAAUUCAAUGGGCAAUAAAUCAGUUUAAAAUGGCCGUUUCACAGGUUAUUACCUCUGUAAGUUCAGUACAAGGCUUGUAUAAAUUCGGAUUCAAAUCUUAUUGUCUCCUGUCAGUUCAUUUAAAGGUGUGGUGCGCGUACACACACACACACACAAACAAAACAUUCUGCAGCAGAUUAGUAAAUUAAUGCACUUCCUCUUGCAGUGCCCUGUUGCACAUUGGAACGUAAAAUAAGGUAACCAUUGAACUGUGUCUGAAAAGCAGACUGCAGCAGUGAAACUUGAGCACCUGUAAAUGGCUUUGUUAUGAUUAAACAGUCCCUUUCCUGCU
Messenger RNA from Conger conger (European conger), 5245 nucleotides. Its product is annotated as desmocollin 2-like protein. Lineage: Eukaryota; Metazoa; Chordata; Actinopteri; Anguilliformes; Congridae. Gene Ontology annotation, cellular component: neuron projection; intercalated disc; apical part of cell. Gene Ontology annotation, biological process: calcium-dependent cell-cell adhesion; multicellular organism development; cell morphogenesis. Gene Ontology annotation, molecular function: cadherin binding; calcium ion binding. The record is from RefSeq and is a predicted model, not a curated record. Bases 123 to 2846 code for a protein of 907 amino acids. The transcript is spliced from 16 exons.